GGAGCAAACCGUAAUUGGUACAAAAAAAAAAAAAUUCAUUUUUUGAUGCAAAAAGUAGGAAGAAGGAAAAGAGGCCCACCAGAGUGGUCAAAAUUGCGAAAAUAGAACAAAAACGGCUAAGCCGAUUUGAAGAGCUGCCAAGUGGAAGUGACUCCCAAGUAAGCAGUCUUCGAAGGGCCAACUGGAAGCGACUCCAAAGCAAGUAGUCUUUGCAGGGCCAACUGGAAGCGACUCCAAAGCAAGUAGUCUUUGCAGGGCCAACUGGAAGCGACUCCCAAGUAAGCAGUCUUCGAAGGGCCAACUGGAAGCGACUCCCAAGUAAGUAGUCUUCGAAGGGCCAACCGGCUUCUGCCCCCCAUUGGAUGCUACACAAACGAACGUGUACAUAAGGAGAUACAAAAUGCUUGUCACUCCCCCUUCUUGGGUCCCUGCAUUCUGCAAAAAGUAAAACGUGGGAGUGAAAAUACCAUGAACAGUUUUGUCCGAGAUAAGGGGUGAAAAAAAAAAAAAAAAAAGUACCAACAGAGAUUGUCACUCUGGGAAGUAAAGAGCCACCGGAAAGAUAAAGACGUUCAAGGAGCACUUCUACUUCAUACACUGCACAGGUGCGGUGCAUAUAUGCCUCUACUCUUGUACGAUCAACUGAUCCGUCCCCCGCCAACACCAACAGUGCGACCUGUUUGGGUAUCCCCGUUAAGUCUACCCCAGUAUGACGAACCAAGGGGCUUUUAAGGAGGUUAACAAAAUCAGAAGCGAAAGCGACGAUGGAGAGAGCAGCGAUGAGAAAAGCGGAAUCGAGGACGCCAAGUCGUCCGUGUUUGUCAAGUCGAACAAAAUUCCCGAAAACACAGAUGUGGUGAAAGGAAUUAAUUUCGAAGAAGAAGUGAAUUUGCACCAAUUUGUAAACCAGUACAAGUACAUGGGGUUUCAGGCCACCAACUUGGGCAUAGGAAUUGACGAGGUGAACAAAAUGAUUCAUUUUAAGUAUGCCGAGGGGGGAGAAGGGACGCAAGAUGGCCAUGACAAUGACCAUGACCAGGACAGCGAUGACGAGAGGCAAGCGCUGCCCAAAAAAAAAAAAUGCCUAAUAUGGUUAUCCUUCACCUCAAACAUGAUAUCUAGCGGGUUACGUGAAAUAUUCGUGUACCUCGCGAAGAAGAAGUUCAUAGACGUGGUUGUGACCACUGCUGGGGGAGUAGAGGAAGAUAUCAUCAAGUGCUUCUCCAAAACGUACUUGGGCGAUUUUAACCUCAACGGGAAAAAACUAAGGAAGAAGGGGUGGAACAGAAUAGGCAACUUGAUUGUCCCCAAUGACAAUUACUGCAAAUUUGAGGACUGGCUGCAGCCCCUGCUGAAUAAGAUGCUGCACGAGCAGAACAGAAAAAACGAAGAGCUCUUUUUGAGGAAGCUGGACAAGCGCAGGAGGGGAGGAGGGCACGGGGGGGAGAGGGAGCCGCCAUCGCCACCGCCACAUACGCCACAUGCACCAUCGCCGCCUUCACCUUGCGACAGCUCCGAUGAAGACGAAUCGGACAUGUUCUACUUGAGCCCCUCCGAGUUCAUAGACAAACUGGGGGAGGAAAUAAACGACGAAAGCUCCCUCAUAUACUGGUGCCACAAAAAUGACAUCCCCGUAUUCUGCCCGGGGCUAACAGAUGGGUCCCUGGGGGAUAACUUAUUUUUUCACAACUAUGGGAAGAAAAUAAAAAAUAAUUUGAUUUUAGACAUUGUAAAGGAUAUUAAGAAGAUUAACUCCUUGGCCCUGAACUGUAAGAAGUCUGGGAUCAUCAUUUUGGGGGGGGGUCUACCGAAACAUCACGUCUGUAACGCCAAUUUGAUGAGAAACGGAGCCGAUUUUGCAGUGUAUGUGAACACGGCUAAUGAGUACGACGGCAGUGAUAGUGGCGCAAAUACUACGGAGGCUUUAUCGUGGGGCAAAAUUAAGGCGGGGCACACGAACAACCAUGUUAAAGUUUUUGGCGACGCCACGAUUUUGUUUCCCCUGAUGGUUCUCAACACGUUUUACUUGCACGAUCGGGGGGGGAGGCACAACUCGGGUGAAGCGCAGCUCAGGUGA
Plasmodium vivax (malaria parasite P. vivax) is the source of this 2077-nucleotide messenger RNA. Its product is annotated as deoxyhypusine synthase, putative. Gene Ontology annotation, molecular function: deoxyhypusine synthase activity. Gene Ontology annotation, biological process: peptidyl-hypusine biosynthetic process. Lineage: Eukaryota; Apicomplexa; Aconoidasida; Haemosporida; Plasmodiidae. The transcript has a single exon. The coding region runs from base 710 to 2077 and encodes 455 amino acids. Gene Ontology annotation, cellular component: cytoplasm. The record is from RefSeq and is a predicted model, not a curated record.